CUGGUUUACUCCGUUACCAAGGCCAAGCGUUUCAUUCUUGGCGGUCCGUCUCCACCAGCAAACCUCGGAAGGAAGAGAGUUACAACUUACCAGCCAAAGCAACAGCUGAUAUGUAACGGGUCUGCGUCAUCAUUUAUUAUUUUUAUUUUUCUGUCUGAGCUUGGGUGCAAAGUUGCUUGCAAUUAUCUUUCUGUUGUAUGUAUGCAUAAUUAUACAGAAAUGUACAGAGUAUAUCUAAGAUGAAUAAUUUCUAGCUGAUUCUUGAUGGACAGACACACACACACACACACACUAAUAAUAUAGUUAAUGGCUUGGGCAUAAUCGAUAUAUCCGAGAAUAACGGCGAUCGCCCACUUCCCAGCAACCCUCCGCCAAGCUCUCGGCGCCUGGGCGAGGGCCGUUCUUGGCGCGUACCCAGCCAGUCCCGGCGCUCCGCCGUGCUUUUCCUCGUCCUCUUCUUUCCUGCUCUGGCCUGCUUGCAGGCUUGGGACAUCUUGGGACAUCUUGGGACAUCUUGGGAGAUCUUGGGAGCCCUCUUGGAGCCCUCUUGGAGCACUCUUGGAGCCCCUCUUGGAGCCCUCUUGGAGCCGAUUUUGGGGCCGAUUUUGGGCCCAUCUUGGGUUGCGCUUGGUUUCCGCUGGGCGCUGUCCCGCCCUCUCUUCUUCUUACGUUAUUAUAUAUAUGCCCCCGGUGGAUAUCCCAAGGUUGUUGGCCAUAUAUAUAUUCAUCUAUAUAUAUAUACAUAAAUUAUUAUCACCUUGAACACCUGCACAUAUAUGCGAUAAUAAUACGCUCCCUUUUAUUUCUGCCGCUUACUCUCCUCUCCUCUCCUCUCCUCCACCCCCAUUUGUCGUUUUGCUUCCCCUCCAAUAGUAUCGCAGUCAAAUUCCGCCCUCCGUCACCUCUUGUCGUCCAUGGAUAUCAAUCCCCACCCUCGCCGUGGUCGAUGUCUUGCCUGCAGGCCCUGCUCCGCCCCCAGAGUGCUUGCCUCUAGCUACAGCUGCUAGUACGUUAGUACAGCGACACGACAUAUCUUAUAUAUGCCCAGUGCCGGCCGUUUACCAUGACGUCUUCGACCUGUCCUCUUCCUCCUCCAGCUCACCUAAACCCAACGUUCCCAUCCCAUAAUAUCUAUUACCAGCGCCACGACGACGACAAUCACCUCUACUAUUCCCAGCAGUCCCCAUCUUCAGACAACCACCCCUCUCCGCAUUCUCACUCCCGAAACGACAGCUUUAAAGAUCCCUCCUACAACCCUCAUCCCAACCGCAAUAGUAAUAACCACCACAUCAUCCAUCUCCCCCAGCCUCAGCUAUACCCCCUAUCCGCAGAACCUCCCAAUGCUGCUCCUACCCUCUCACACCGCGCACCGCAAUCUAUGACGCACCAGAACCAGAACCAGAACCAGGACGACUGCCACUCGCAUUCCCAUGCCAUUGAGCGAAAUACCAUCUCCCAUCCUGCGUCAAUGUUAGAGCAGACGCAUGCUCCUCAAAUCCAAACGAGAAUGGAAGCGCGGCGCAGUCACGGGCAUAACAAUCAUGGUGUAUUGAUGUCAGAGCACUUGAGUCCGCGGGCGCAGCAGGUGGAUACUCGGGUAUUGGUUUACGCGGAUGAUGUAGAGAUCGACGAUGGUGAUGAUGAUGACGAUGAUGAUGAUGAUGACGAGGAUGGGGAUGAGGAUGAUGAUGGAGAUGAUAGGUUGGAUGUGGUGAGGUCGACGGAGACGGAGAAUGCUUUUUUCAUACUGCUCCGCCUUUCCUUCCUCGUACCAACCUUAACCUUCAUCGCAGCGCUUUACACCCUCGCCGUUCUCCUCUUUCUCCUCGUAACACUCCCGCUCCGCCUCUGCACUCCGUCCCCCUUCUUCAAAUCCCCUCCCUCCGCACAAAUAUGCUCUCUCCUCCUCCCUCUGCUACGCAGGCACCAGCGCCUCAUUGCGCCACAACCGCGAUCACCAAGGAGGAAGGUCGAUAUCACGAAUAGUAAUAAUAGUAAUAAUAAUAGUCAUGAUGGGAGGCAUUGUGCGAGGUAUUGUAGGAGGGCGAGAAAGAAGGAUGGGAACGGUGGUGCGGCUGUGUCUACGCAUCCGUACGAUACGAUCGAUUCUCACCAGCAGAAGGCUACCAACACCACCACUACAACGACGACUACAACAACCAUGACUGCCACAACAAAUGAUACCCAACACUCACACCCAAACACUCAAAUACACGGGAACCCGCCUUCCCCCCUCUCCCCGCCUGUCUCCCCCUCCUCCCCAAGACACCCUCCUCCAAACACAACACCUCCAACCUCCCCCCUCUCCUCAUUCCCCUCCCUCCCCUGCUCCCCACAACUCAAACCAACCCCCGCCACCACCCACUCCCCCCCACUCCUCCUCCUAAUCCACCUCCUUUCCCCGCUGCUCAUCCCUGCCCUCCUCAUCGCUGCCUGGAUCGCCGCCUCGUUCUGGGUCUUCGCCAUGAUUCUUGGGAACCCGGAUGGGACCGAGGGGAGGGAUGAUGGCCGCGUGGCGGUGUUGGGGGUGCGGAAUUGGUGGUGGAGGUGGCUUUGUUGGGCGAGGAGAAGGGGGGAGAGGGAGAGGGAGAGGGAGAAGAGGAGAGGUGGUUAGGGUUGAAUUGUGUUUGUGAGGUCUUUUUUAUAUAUUAUUAUUACAUUCAUUUAUGUGUUUCGUUCUGGGUGUUUGGGUUUCGGCCGGGUUGACUUUUUAUUUUUCGUUUUAUUUUUUUAAAUUUUUUUUCGCUUUUUGAUUUUGGCUUUAACUCAAUAUCUGGCGGUCUCUUUUUAUCUGGAUAUGUAUUGGAUCAGGGCUCUGAUCCUGUUUUCCUUCCCUGCUUUUUAUAUUUUAUAUUGUAUAUUUAGUAGAUGGAGGGUUUAUGCUGGCGCUCUAACUACUAUAACUUUGCACUAUACACUACUUAGUUGGCUCGUACAUUUAUUACUGAUAUUAUUUUUGUUAAUACUCACGGAACGUAUUUCCUGUUCAGGGCGUUGUAUUUUCCUUGUUUUUUCUUCUCACUUCUUUCCUCUCCUUUUGAGUGGAAGUGCUUAAAAGGGCCACAGCAAUGGCUGAUUGAUUCAUGUCUGUCUGAUGAGAAAUAGGUAACUUAAUAAUAUUUUAUUAGCUAAAUAUUCCACCCAGAUAACGCCUUUUUAAUGAAUUUUGUUAUUUUCUCUCCCCUUCUCU
Blastomyces dermatitidis ER-3 is the source of this 3190-nucleotide messenger RNA. RefSeq lists its product as uncharacterized. Lineage: Eukaryota; Fungi; Ascomycota; Eurotiomycetes; Onygenales; Ajellomycetaceae. The transcript has 2 exons. The record is from RefSeq and is a predicted model, not a curated record. The coding region runs from base 1064 to 2614 and encodes 516 amino acids.